GUGGUGCGUGAUUCGAAAAGCUCUCCCACUCAAAAGUCGAAAUUUCAGACGAUUUAUGUAAAUAAAAGAACUCCAUCUUCAUGGAAAGAUAAAUAUAGAAAGAGAUGUUUUGACAACUUGAAAAAAAACAGGACAAAAUUGAUUGCAAAGUUCCGAAAUCUUGGCAAUGCUGACUCAAGUUCUGUGGAAAAGAUUAUGGCCGAGGAAUACCUACAACUGCAGGAUGAAGUGGAUGGAUUACCUCAGCUUGUCCUCAUGGAUGAUGACGGCUUCAGGUUUUUUGAUGGAGAACAGACAGAAUUAGAGCAAAUGCUCUCUGUAUUUGAUGAAAUUCAACAAGAAUUAAAAAUAGAGGAAAACCAGAUAGUUGAAGAGUAUGAGAAACUACUUGAUCAUGAGGAGAGAGAUCUCUGCUCUCGCGUGGAACAGCUUCAUACGGAUGAAGUUAUAUGUCCUUUAUGUAAAAAGCAUCCUUUGAUGGAAAACAAGACUGUGAUAUUCUGCAAAUGUGAUUUCAGGAUCAAUGUUGAGGCUGAUGCACUGACAAUACGCGAUAUAAAGACAAGCCUUGAUGAGGGUCAGAGUAUGCAUGAAGCCAACUGUGCUGCUGAACCUGAAUUCUCCCAAGUUACUGAAUUGGCUGGUAUAGACAAUAUUGUCAUGACAUGUCAGGCCUGUGAUUUCAUGCACAUUGUAAUCUGAAGUAUAACAGGAGAAGGACCAUGAGACAUGGUAGGACAAUAGGUCUCCACAUAGUCGUUCAUUCACUGGGACUUUGGCUGACAAUACCAAAUCCGUUGGGUUCAAUUGAAAGGGAGACGUGAAAGUGAUGGACUUGGGGAAAACAUGAACUGUUCAAAUGCUAGUCACAGAGACAUUUGCUUCAGUCUGCAAGGACAACUAUAUGAACACUGAAGGAUCAUUGUCUUAAAAUAACUGUCCUCAUUAAAGAGACAGUUUAUAUUCGUGUUUUUGGGUUUUAAGUUAAUAAGUCACCUGAGAUAAGCCCUCUUUGCCCCUUCUGUGAUCUUGAAGAUCAUUGCACUAUUUAUUACGGGCAAAAAGCCUUUUACAUUACACGAGUUCAUUUUGAUGUUGCUUGUCAAGAUCAUGAAGUUACUUUUGAUGAAAAGUGUGACCGACUUGUAUUUCAAUUGUUUGAAAUACAUGGGUUCACAGGGUUCAGGAAAACUUCCCAGGUGACAGGGAUCACUAUUUCCUCUUGUCAGAUUUAUCCCUUAUCAAUGAAAUCCAGGCAUUUUUCAUCAACCAUGGCUCUUUUUCAAAAUCUGGAAUGGUUAUGUAGGAAGGGUUUAGAUGGAGGAAUUUCGUCUUUUCCUCACAAGGACUGUGCAUCACUUUAAAAGAUUAUAUACUUUAUUGUUUCGUUCUUUUUUGUACAUUUUGUAAAUAAACAUAACUAAAGCU
This is a messenger RNA of Lineus longissimus, 1428 nucleotides long. RefSeq names its product RPA-interacting protein B-like. The record is from RefSeq and is a predicted model, not a curated record. Gene Ontology annotation, biological process: protein import into nucleus. Bases 196 to 702 code for a protein of 168 amino acids. The transcript is spliced from 7 exons. Gene Ontology annotation, cellular component: nucleus. Lineage: Eukaryota; Metazoa; Nemertea; Pilidiophora; Heteronemertea; Lineidae.